UCCGGCUCUCGCUCCCGCUCCCGCUCCCGGCCCUGCCGGCCUCCCGGCCCCGGGCGCCGCGGCCAUGGCGGCCAGCGCCAAGCGGAAGCAGGAGGAGAAGCACCUGAAGAUGCUGCGGGACAUGACCGGCCUCCCGCACAACCGAAAGUGCUUCGACUGCGACCAGCGCGGCCCCACCUACGUGAACAUGACGGUCGGCUCGUUCGUGUGCACGUCCUGCUCGGGCAGCCUGAGAGGGUUAAAUCCACCACACAGGGUGAAAUCUAUCUCCAUGACAACAUUCACACAACAGGAAAUUGAAUUCCUGCAAAAACAUGGAAAUGAAGUCUGUAAACAGAUUUGGCUAGGAUUAUUUGAUGAUAGAUCUUCAGCAAUUCCAGACUUCAGGGAUCCACAAAAAGUGAAAGAGUUCCUACAAGAAAAGUAUGAAAAGAAAAGAUGGUAUGUCCCUCCAGAACAAGCCAAAGUGGUGGCAUCAGUUCAUGCAUCUAUUUCAGGGUCCUCUGCCAGUAGCACAAGCAGCACACCUGAGGUCAAACCACUGAAGUCUCUCUUAGGAGAUUCAGCACCAGCUCUGCACUUAAAUAAGGGCACACCUAGUCAGUCCCCGGUUGUAGGUCGCUCUCAAGCGCAGCAGCAGGAAAAGAAGCAGUUUGACCUUUUAAGUGAUCUUGGCUCAGACAUCUUUGCUGCUCCAGCACCUCAGUCAACAGCUACAGCCAAUUUUGCUAACUUUGCACAUUUCAACAGUCAUGCAGCUCAGAAUUCUGCAAAUGCAGAUUUUGCAAACUUUGAUGCAUUUGGACAGUCUAGUGCUUCGAGUAAUUUUGGAGGUUUCCCCACAGCGAGUCACUCUCCUUUUCAGCCCCAAACUACAGCAUUUAGAAUGCUUUCAUCUAGCUGCAGUUUUGGUGAAUUUACUUCCGCUUUUCCUCUCCAGGCUUCCAACAGUGGAAGUGCUGGAUCAGUAAAUGCUAAUUUUGCUCAUUUUGAUAACUUCCCCAAAUCCUCCAGUGCUGAUUUUGGAACCUUCAAUACUUCCCAGAGUCAUCAAACAGCAUCAGCUGUUAGUAAAGUUUCAACGAACAAAGCUAGUCUACAGUCUACAGACAAAUACGCAGCACUUGCUAAUUUAGACAAUAUCUUCAGUGCUGGGCAAGGCGGUGAUCAAGGGAGUGGCUUUGGGGCCACAGGUAAAGCUCCUGUUGGUUCUGUGGUUUCAGUUCCCGGGCAGUCGAGUACAUCCUCAGACAAAUACGCAGCUUUGGCAGAACUAGACAGCGUUUUCAGCUCUGCAGCCACUUCCAGUAACGCAUAUACUUCCACAAGUAAUGCUAGCAGCAAUGUUUUUGGAACAGUGCCAGUGGGUGCUUCUGCACAGACACAGCCUGCGUCUUCAAGUGUGCCUGCUCCAUUUGGAGCUACGCCUUCCACAAAUCCAUUUGUUGCUGCUGCUGGUCCUUCUGUGGCAUCUUCUACAAAUCCAUUUCAGACCAAUGCCAGAGGAGCGACAGGCCUUUCUGGAGCAAUGCAUUCUCAAGUGUUUCCUCACGCUCAUUUUGCUGCAACCUUUGGCACCGCCUCCAUGAGCAUGCCCGCGGGCUUCGGGACUCCUGCUCCCUAUAGUCUUCCCACCAGCUUCAGUGGCAGCUUCCAGCAGCCUGCCUUCCCAGCCCAAGCAACUUUCCCUCAACAGACAGCUUUUUCUCAACAGCCCAAUGGUGCAAGUUUUGCAGCAUUUGGGCAAACAAAGCCAGUGGUGACCCCUUUUGGUCAAGUUGCAGCUGCUGGAGUAUCUAGUAAUCCUUUUAUGACCGGUGCACCAACAGGACAAUUUCCAACAGGAAGCUCAUCAACCAAUCCUUUCUUAUAGCCUUAUAUAGACACUUUACUGGAACGAACUUUGACGUGGUCACGUUACAUCUCUCCGCCUCUUGCACUGUUGUCUUGUUUCACUGAUCUUAGCUUUAAACACAAGAGAAGUCUUUAAAAAGCCUGCAUUGUGUAUUAAACACCAGGUAAUAUGUGCAAAACAGAGGGCUCCAGUAACAACUUUUAACCUGUGAAUUGGCAGUAAAAGGUAGCGGUAUCAUGUAUAUUAAAAAUUGGCUAAUAUUAAGUUAUUGCAGAUACCACAUUCAUUAUGCUGCAGUACUGUACAUAUUUUUCUUAGAAAUUAGCUAUUUGUGCAUAUCAGUAUUUGUAACUUUAACACACUGUUAUGUGAGAAAUGUUACUGGGGAAAUAGAUCAGCCACUUUUAAGGUGCUGUCAUAUAUCUUGGAAUGAAUGACCUAAAAUCAUUUUAACCAUUGCUACUGGAAAGUUACAAAGUCAAAAUUGGAAGGUUUUAUUCAUUCUUGAAUUUUUCCUUUCUAAAGAGCUCUUCUAUUUAUACAUACCUAAAUUCUUUAAAAAUGUAGAGGGAUACCUGUCUGCAUAAUACAGCUGAUCAUGUUUUGCUACAGUUUGCAGGUGAAAAAAAUAAAUAUUAGAAAAUAUGCUAUUGUUUUUGUGUUCUUGCUGCAAUGCCUUUACCAAAGUGGCCUUAAAAUACGAGUAGUGAAUUGAGAACAUCUUGAAUUCUUAAAUUAGAAUUUCAGAAGACUUCUAGUGACUUUUAUGUCUAAAAGAGAAAAUUUUAUAAAAAGGCCAUGUAGAAAAUUUAUUAAAACUACCAUGACUGCUAUAUUCAGGAAUAUGUCAGUGGUAAAGCAUUUAAAUGUAGCUUGUCAGAGUCACCAUAAUCCUUCUAAUUUCUUUGCAACUUCUUAAUUUUGUGAAAAUUUGUAUAUAUGAGAAUUUGCAUGUAUGUGUAUUUACAAAUUUUUUUAAAUAUCUUGAACUCUCAGACUGCAGAAGUCCUAUUUUAACUAUUGAUUUUUAAACAAAAAUAUUGUCUUUGAAUGUAUUGGAAGCAGACAUGCAUUAACUGUGACAUGAUUGCACCUCAGUUUUUUUUUUUUUUCCUUUGUUUGGACAAACAUUAUUGAAAUAGGACUUUUAUUUAUGUUCAUUUCUGGGGGGAAACAAACUGGAACCCAGUGUUACCUUAAAGUUAUAGAAUACUUUGUUUAAAAAGACAGUGAUACUAAUGUUUAGUUAUAUCUUUUUGUUAAUAGUCAGAUGAACUUGUUUAAGUAUUUAUGUACAGUAAUGCCUCAUUCAUCAAGACGUGAUCUAGCAGUCUCCUUAAAACAGAACACAAGUGAGAAACUUGGAAUAGUUUUUAAAUGUCUUUAAGCAGCCCACAUAAGUCACAAAGUCUCUGUAUGUUUGUUUUUAUGUGAAAUUUUGAUUAUUUGAUUUGCCAGCCCUAGCAGUUCAGAUGUGAUGGUUUGGAAGGAGAUAGAAAAAGCAUGAAAAACCAUCGACCAUUUAGUAUAAGGACAGCCAGGCCAGCCUAGAAGACAUCAGUAUUACAUCAUGUUCUGAUAAUAGUCUGGUACUAUGACUCUGUGUCAUCAAGAAAAGGUAAAAUUACAUAUACAAAUAUGUAAUACAUGUUUGAAAAGUUUUAUCUUUACAAUGAUUAAACAUUUUUUUAAAAGCUUUGUUAUUAAAAAAAAAUGAACAUCAGUUUCUUCAAACAUUUUGUGUUGAAUACCUUUUCCAGUGGUGACUACAUGAGUUGUUACACAAUCUUAAAGUCUGUGUAGCUUCCCAGACUUGUUAAAGCAUUGCUGUCCAUUGCAUCUCCAGCUCAGUGUGUGGUUUAUUUUAACUAUUUUGAUGAGCAAGAAGACAGGGAAAUCUCUGCCCCUUUUUGGACAUUAUGCUUCUUCUCUUAAAAUUGAAUGAAUGCUACAAAAGUUUAGGGGUGUGUGUGUAUACUUGAAGUACAGUUUGGGGGUCUCCCUCUUGCCCCUUUUUCACGGAGGGAAUACUUAAGAGAUGUCUUUGAAUUUCUGUGUUUUAGAUUAUAUUGGGUCCCAAUCAAUUCAUGUGUACAAAGUUAUGCUAUAUAACUGUAGGCCAUUACCCAAAUAACGUACCAGGCUUUCUUUCCAUCUAAGAAAUAAGUAAAUUAAACAGCUGUUAUUAAAAUAAUUUUAAAGACUAUUUUUUUUCUGGGUAAAUCUUGAAGUUUAUAAUUAAAUAAGAACUCUUACUGAUUUAAAUGAGUGUUUAUAAAAUUGAAAAAGUGAUCCAGCUUUAAUGUGGAUUUAAAUCCACUUCUGUUAGACUUUUAUAUUCAGAUUUGCUUUUGGUUCUGUAUAGACCCAUCAGAAGUGUGUUGAGUACCUAACAGGAGGAAAUCCUUAAAAGUGAUAGGGCUUGAAGACCUUCAAGUUUUCUUGCUUACUGGUUGAAUGGGAUCUUCUCUCCUGUCUUUGCUCUCGAAAGAAAUUUCUUUUAGAGUGGCAAACAUCGUUGAUACAGUUUAAAGGCAUAUUUUAUUCUCAUUUUUGUGACAGUAGAGAUUAGGCAAUCACCUUCUUCCUUAAAAUAAUUCCUUGUAUAAAUUUGAAGAAGCGCCUCAGUGCUUUGCCCUAGCUCCCAGCACACACCUUCUUUGGUACAGUUCCUGGAAGUUGGGGAAAUGGAGAGAAGAAUAACUGGCUGCUUUUGUAUGACAGCACUAACAGUUCUCAAACAUUUUGGUCUCAGGACCAUAGCUUUUAAAUUAUUGAAGAUGCCCAAAGAGCUUUUGUUUAUGUAGCUUGUAUCUCUCAGUAAUAACUGUAUUAGAAAUUAAUACUGAGAUACUUAAAAAACGUGUUCAUUCAUUUAAAUAUAACAGUAAUAAACCCAUUGCAUGUUAACGUAAAUGCAAUUUUUUAAUAAAAACUAGUUGUCUUCCAAAAACAACUAAUUAAGAAGAAAAUUGUUUUAUGUUUUGCACAUCCCUGUAGCACCGGCUUGAGAAGCAGGGAGACUCUCCUGCUGCUUGGGCAUUGCAGUUAUUUUCUAUUACAUGUCAUGUGGGCACUGGGAAACUCUACUGCGUACUUGUGAACACAUGAGGGAGACCGACCAUUGACAUCUUAGUAGUAUUAUGAAAAUAGUUUUGACACUUGGCUUUUGGAGACUCUCUGAGGUCCUCUGACCACACUUUGAAAACCACUGCACUACACUUCAAAUUUCUAUUUUCCAAAAUAAUAGUGUGUGGUUAGGGUAAACCUGCUGCUCCUUGAACUUCCAAGUAGUUUCUUUUGCUUGGUGGGAAAAAUGGAAAGUUGAGUUGAAACUGCAGACAUUUUUAAUACUGUUUUUGGGCUCUUCUAUUUUUAUUUGAAAUUAUUUUAAUAAUGAUGACAUUAGUGAAUAGUCCUUCAAGGGUAUCAGGACCUGAUGCAUGGUUAUUGAUGUUUAUUUUGGAAUUGUUUACUAUUCCAACCACUUUGAAAUUGUGUCAUUGUUUAAUAGCUAUCAAAUAGCUAUUUUAAAAGUGAAAAAAAUAUUUUGCAGAAGAAAAGUUCAAAAUGAAUAGUUUCUUAUCUGCUGUUUAUAGUUAAUAAUUUUAGCUGUAGUUGAAUCUUUUAAAUGAAAAAUGGAUUCUUCUAACAAAAAUCCCUACCCUUCAGAAAAUCUGCUAUUACAAUUAAAGGAAUGUGUUUACUUCUUGAGAAAGAGGUUUGCUGUGGUUUUCCCACCAGUGUCUUUUUAUACAGUGUUCAUUUUUAAGGAGAAACUGUUGCUUCUCAUUUAAACAAAAUGUUUCAAAAUUCUUUGGAAGUGACUUUAAAAGAUAGUUUACAAUAGUUACCACAAACUGGCUUCUUUGCCCCUCUUAUUGGCAUACUGUAAAAUAUGCUUUUUUGAGGUAAUACUGUUCCAUCCCCAGGCAGACCUUCUGCCUUGCUUCUUGGGCCUUUGUCCAUCUGUUUGUGCUCCUUCACUGAACUUGUGUUCAGAGAGACUCCUCUCAUCUUUGGCCUCCACCGGCAGUCUCAGACUUCUAUCAGAAAAUUAAUCUCUAGGAGACCAUUGUGAAGAUAUGUUUUUUAAAAAGUAAUGACUUCAGAGUAAUGUGGUGGUAUUAUGGGGUAUAGUUGAUUAAGCCCUUUAAAUGUAUGAGAUGCUUGCUAAGUGCUUUUCAUGUAUAAUACAGUCCUUAAAGUAGAUGCAUACUUGAAGGAUGAAAGAAGGUGAGGAGGCAUAGGGAGGUUAAGCUAAUGACAGCUUUUGCUCUGGGGAGCACAUAUUUCACUGUUGGAUUGAACAGCUGUCACAUUUAUGUGUAAGUAGCCUUUUUGAAAAGUCUUAAAAAUUCUCCUGUCCCUAAUAAAACUUAGUUAUUUGAGUUCCAUUCAUAAUUUGAUGAAAUCAGUACAGUUUAUUCACUAGGCUUUUAUUUAAACUUUACAAAUUAAUUAAUGGGGUAAUUAGGGGAGCUUGUUUUAAACUAAAGCGGCAUCUGAAGUAUCAUAAUGAUUCCUGUUUUGUGAAACAUUCCAACUUUGAUUGAUACCGUUUAUGCCCUAGGCAGUUUUAAAGGUUACUUUCCAAAGGAGGCCAUUAUUAAAAUUUGUGUUAAAUUAGCCUAUUGUAUGGAAUUUGUCCUCAUUAGUUAAAUUUUUCUUUGUAUAUUUUUAAACAUUAUAAUAUCAUUAAAAUUUUGCAUUGUAUAUUUGGAUAAGUGAAUAUAUGACCAAGAUGUAAUUCUUAAUGUUGUGCUAAUGAGACUCUUUUUCUCUCAUGAAAAAGUGCCCUGCUUUGUACUAUUAACUGAUAUUUGUUGUAUAAAGACUCUCACUAAGGCUGAUGUCACCUAUCAAUCUGAUGUCAUUUAACUUGGAGUUAGAAAGAGAUGUGCACCUGGCUCCCAAGCCUUUGCAUGCCAGCUCCAGCGCAGUGCUCAAAAUUCCACAACUUGUUCAUUAAAUUUAUUGGUGAUUGUAUCCAAUAUUUGAAGAGCUUUUUGUUUUAUAUUAAUUCUGCAAGUAUUUGGACACUAAAUCACUUUUAGAAGUGGACAGAGCACUGAGGUGAGAAAGACUCAAGGAUUGUAAACCCUGCUAUUAAAAAGUCCAGUUAUUGUGCUAAUGGUAGGGCUUGCAACACACUACCAUGACAGAUACUUUGAAUUCUGUCUGUAGUUUUGUUUUGUUUGACCAGCACAGUGUUUUAAAAACUUGGAUUUUGAAUAGCGUUAAAGCAUGCACUCUUAAGGUGGCCACUAAUCUACCAAUCCCAAUUUUCUUAACCUCAAACAUUCAGAUGUUUGUUUAAGAUCUUCCAAUUGGCAAAUCCCGUGUCUAGGUAAGAGGGCUCUUAUGCCACCUCAUUGUUCUGAUUUUGGAAUCCUGUAGGAUUUGAAUUUAUGGUAUUACUUUUAAAUGAAGACUUUUGCUAAGAACGUGUUCCUUUUCAAACUUGUAGCAUCUAUGUAUUCUGCCGAUUUUAUGGCCUUAGAUUAGAAUUCAACAUGUGUUUAAAUGUAUUUUUGAAAUCUGCUUGUCCAACUCAAAGGACUGUGGAGUAAUGAAAAGAGAAAUGUUGUGACUCAGGCUCUUGUAAAAAGGAGAAGUGAUCUUGGAUAAGAUAUUUUAAUUAGUGAUUAAAAUGUUCAUUGGUUAAUUUUGUCGUUGGUUCUCUGGAAUCUUCAUUAGGUGUCAUCCAAGCUACAGUUUAAUCAAUGAGAGUUAAGAUUUAAACUCAACUCUAAAUUUUCCCAUAAUCUUGAGUGGAGAGAGAGAGAGGAAGCACACACCCAAGGAGCCUUCUAAUUUUGACUCAUUGACCAUUAAAUAAAAGGAAGCAAAGGAUUGUAAACUGAUGUUAUACAGUCAGUGUUUCAUAGAAUGCUGUGGGUACAAUCAGGUUUUUUAAAGACUUUAACUUUUUAUAUAUGUUAUAAAAUAAUACGUACUUACGAUUUUUAAAAAUUAUGCAAUAUAUAAAAGGUGUAAAGUGAAAAAUUAUGUCUUGUCUCCUUCCUGUGACUUCUUUCCCACGCCCCAGGGGAAUAUAGUUUCUUGUAUUCUUGUACAGUCUUUCAGAAAUGUUAUCAUUUAUUUUAUAUGCCUCUGUAUACAUAUAUACUCCUCUUGCUGUCGUCCCUUAUUUUAAAUGUACAAUUUUGUAACUUGGUUCUUUUUAUUUAACUUGGUUAUCUUUACAUAUUAGCACAUCCAACUCUAACUCAUUAUUUUAAUGGCUGCAGGAUUUCAUUAUAUGGAUGUUCCUUUUGAAGAGUAUUUGUAUAGAUUUUUCUACUAAAAACAAUUAAAUUGAGAACAUCCUUGUGCAUAUAUGAAGAAUUAAGUCUUGACUCUGCCUGACUGGAAACUCAAUAAAACAGACCUCAUCCAAUUUUGAGGCUCACCAGCUG
Canis lupus familiaris (dog) is the source of this 8277-nucleotide messenger RNA. It is a transcript of the gene AGFG1, whose product is annotated as ArfGAP with FG repeats 1. The coding region runs from base 65 to 1873 and encodes 602 amino acids. Gene Ontology annotation, molecular function: GTPase activator activity. The transcript is spliced from 15 exons. Gene Ontology annotation, cellular component: cytoplasmic vesicle. NCBI's taxonomy places the organism in Eukaryota, Metazoa, Chordata, Mammalia, Carnivora, Canidae. The record is from RefSeq and is a predicted model, not a curated record.